CAAAUUAACAUUUAUCUUCAUAAGUUUUAAAUUAAAGUAUUGGUGAAAUCUGAAUUGAACUAUGUUUAAUUUACAUUAAUCAUUACACAACAUUGAGAAUCUUAACGUACCCUUUUGUAUAAUAAAAGAAAGAAGAAAGAAAACAAUAUCAAGAUAAAUUCCACAUUUUUAAAGCUAAACAGCCAUAAUUAGAAAAGGUCCACAACGCGUGGAGGGAAACAGAAUGAGAAACCAAAAAAAGACGCAAAUAGACUCGGAAGAGAGACAAAUAAGACACAGAAAAUGAGAUUGACCAAAAAAAAGAAAUAGAGUCACCAACCUUUUCAUACAACAACAAAAACAGAAUAACAAGAAGAAUAAAAACUUCAUCAUUUUCUUUUCUGUCAAAAAAGUCCAAAGAAAAACAUACAUACAUCCCCCACUUCUCCUCUUUGGGUCAUUGGGUAGCAGAUCCCUUUUGAUUUUGUGGGUUCAAUGACAGAAAGUAGCUAACUUUAAAUACAUGGGGUCUAUCAGAUUUCGGGGUUAUUCGUAUUUUCUUCUCUAAUGCCAUCAUAUCUUUUGUGAUGCAACUUCUGUUUCUUUUUUUUCAAAAGGGUGGCUAAUUUGCUAAAUAGCUAGGGCUUUUUGUUUUGUAUUCUUGUGUAUGUUGUCUGUCUUUUUGAGAGAUGCAGUCUGAUAGGUCUGAUUCUUCGGGUCCGAUUACCCAACGUGUCAAUUCUUUGCUUUCUUCUACUGAUACUAGAGGAAAGCAUAGGAUACAAGCUGAAGUCAAACGACUUGAGCAAGAAACUAGAUUUUUAGAGCAAGAGUUGGAACAGCUUGAUAAGAUGGAAAAGGCCUCAGCUGCAUGCAAGGAAAUGCUGAGCAACGUGGACAUUAGACCAGACCCCCUACUGCCAAUAACUAAAGGCCCGCUGAAUCCAUUAUGGGAUAGAUGGUUUGAAGGUCCACAAGAAUCGCAGGGUUGCAGAUGUUGGGUGCUCUGACAGCAACUGCGAUUUCAAGCAAUAUAACUUUGUCAAUUCUUGGCGCAGGCUUCAACUUACAGACAUGCAACAAUUUUCGAAUGAUACAAUUCAUUGCCAAAUGUUUGAUGUAUGCUUCAUUGUGCAGAAAAGAACAAUCUUAUAGCAACAUUUUCUUCAGUGGGAAAUCUAUAAUGAAAUCCUUCAUCGUGCAAAACAUAACAAAUUCUUUAGGCCAAUUCAAAUGUAAGAAACAAUCUACAGUAUUGAUGAGGAGUACAGUUAGAUAGUACACAAUGACACCUUUUCUUUUCGCA
Molecule: messenger RNA, 1285 nt
Organism: Ricinus communis (castor bean)
Lineage: Eukaryota; Viridiplantae; Streptophyta; Magnoliopsida; Malpighiales; Euphorbiaceae
Product: guanine nucleotide-binding protein subunit gamma 2
Exons: 4
Coding region: 669-989 (106 amino acids)
Biological process (GO): G protein-coupled receptor signaling pathway
Source: RefSeq, a predicted model, not a curated record